AUUUCACGGAUAUGUAAUUCACACAUUUGGUAACACUGAUAAUGACUCAUUGCCCUGUUGCCAUGACAAAUUGUUCCACUCUGUAUAAUCUGUCUGCCCUAACUUGGCUUGGAAGGAAACGUGCAUGAUUUAAGCAUAUAGUGAAGUAAUUUCAAAUUUGAAUAAUUGAAGUUAAGCUGAUAAAGUUGACAAAAAUUGUUUGAUAGACUUAAUAUCAUUCAAUAAGUUUUCAGCAAUGCUGAAAAGAGAAUUCCACAUUUGUACAAACAGCAUAAAAUUACCGGAAUCAAAUUUUCCUUGACAUCAAUUUGAACCAAAAACAUUUGCUGUAUUUGUUUACAUUCUGAUUUUAAGAAUAAGUUCAUUUGACAUUGGGUGAACUUCUUAUGUUUAAGUAAAUCCAACAUUUGUUUGAAGCUAUAUUUAGAAAUUUAACUGAAGUAAGCAAAACCGAAAAUCCUCUUUUACAAAGCUCAUCUGCAACAAGUCAAAGUUGUAUAAAUCCUGGCCUCUCGUCUUGCACCACCUUCAGGACUGUAACUAAAAGCAUUGCAUAUUUCAAAUCUCUCAUGUUUUCUUGUAGGAAAAAGUCUUUCAACUCUUUAAACGUUUGCACCUGUUGAGUUCAGUGUAUUUUUAAUGCAUUAAAGACUUCUGGACCUUUUUCAUAAACAGGACUUUUAAAAUAAUAUAUUAGUUGUCAGUUUUGUAACUCGGUUCAAAAAUCUUUCGAAACAGCUUUACUUUUUUUGAACUCGUUAACUUACUUAAUCCCACUAGGCUUCUCUUACAAAACACUGUAAAACAGAUUUAGCUGUGACUGAAUGAGUUUGCUGCCCCGUCACAUGCUACAGUGAGGUGGUUAUGAAAGAAGUUUCAUGAGAAACAGAGGCUCUCUUGUCUCCGCUGCUUAAAAAUGCCAAGAUAAGCUCGAGCUGAACUAAACUAAUCUUUAAAGAACUUUGGCUGCAUUAAGAACCGCACACCUGAAGGGAAACCCGACACUUUAUAGCAACACUUUUGCUUGUGUUGAAUGUUUCUAGGGAGUUUUUCUUUUCUUUUUUCUUGUACAACAGAGAAUGGCUUCAGUCCUGAGAAGAGUGUACCACAUCACAGCUUUCAGCUGGUAUGCGUUUGUUGUUAAGAGUCUCAUAGAGAAGGAAGGAGAGCAGCUGCCAGCAGGGAUCUUUGUUUAUGGAGGACCUUGGAAGUACCUUACUUUUUUAAAUUUGUUGUUACAAAUGGUGUUCUUUGGACUGGCAGCAGUGAGUGAUCUCCAGUCUGAGAAACAUUCAGAACGCAUCUUGACCAGAUGUAAAGAUCUCCUGUUCUCUGUCUUUGCAUUCCCCGUGGGCAUGUUUGUUGUUCUACUUUUCUGGACAAUCUUUGCUUAUGACAGAGAACUCGUCUACCCAGCUUCCAUUGACACCUUCUUCCCGCCCUGGAUAAACCACGCAAUGCACACCUUUGUCCUUCCUGUUUUACUGGGAGAGGUGCUGGUGCAGCCUCAUGCCUACCCACAGACCAAGCACGCGCUGGCAGCGUUGGGAGUCGUGGGCUUGGCUUAUUUAUCUUGGAUUAUAUGGGUGUAUUUGUCUGUCGGGAUUUGGGUGUAUCCCCUCCUCGGACGCUUCAGCACUCCUGGCCUGGUGGGCUUCUUCUUUUUUAACAUGACUGUAGUGACCGUGCUCUACAUCCUCGGACAAAAGCUCAACAGCCACAUCUGGAGGAAGAAGCAUUAGGUGAUCAUCUCUUCAUACUGCUGUUUGACUGUGUACAUGUAACUUCUUGUGUUGUGUGAUUGUGAGGAGUCCUAAAACUGGCUAAAUGUUUAAAGUAAAAGUCAAAAGGGUAUAUUUAUUAUUGCAAAGCCAAUGUAUAAUGUGUUUGACACAAUAAUAAAUCAUGUUGCACUGGUAGUGGCUGAGUUAAACUUUGUCUGCCUGAUAUUUUACAUGGUAAACUUCUCCAGAUUUUUGGGCAGCCACAAACUUCACCCAUAAGGUAGCUGCACAGCCAAGACCUACAGAUGCAAUAAUAAAGCACGCAGGUUCACGUUUAGUAUUGCUGCAUUAUUGCAUUGUUCCUCAUUUGCUGGUGUGUAAGCUUCACUUGGAAAAAAAAAAAAAGUCCUCAUUUUUCCACAGAGCAUGAAGCAUCUGGAGGGGCUCAUAGCUCCUAAUCCAAAA
Molecule: messenger RNA, 2189 nt
Organism: Salarias fasciatus (jewelled blenny)
Lineage: Eukaryota; Metazoa; Chordata; Actinopteri; Blenniiformes; Blenniidae
Product: androgen-dependent TFPI-regulating protein
Exons: 5
Coding region: 1080-1742 (220 amino acids)
Cellular component (GO): membrane; endomembrane system
Source: RefSeq, a predicted model, not a curated record